Molecule: messenger RNA, 636 nt
Organism: Brassicogethes aeneus
Lineage: Eukaryota; Metazoa; Arthropoda; Insecta; Coleoptera; Nitidulidae
Source: the annotation of a GenBank genome assembly
AUGGAGGCGAUAGCCAAGCACGAAUUCAAUGCGACGGCCGACGACGAGUUGAGCUUUAGAAAAUCGCAAGUCCUAAAAAUUUUAAACAUGGAAGACGACAUGAACUGGUAUAGGGCCGAGCUGGACGGCAAAGAGGGCCUCAUACCCAGCAAUUACAUUGAAAUGAAAUCACACAGUUGGUAUUACGGCAGAAUAACGAGGGCCGAUGCCGAAAAAUUACUAGCGAAUAAACAUGAAGGAGCCUUUUUAAUCAGAAUUAGCGAAUCUAGCCCCGGGGACUUCUCCUUAUCAGUAAAGUGUUCAGAUGGUGUGCAACAUUUCAAAGUGCUCAGGGACGCGCAGGGGCAGUUUUUCCUCUGGGUUGUUAAAUUUAGCUCUCUAAACGAACUGGUAGAAUAUCACAGGACCGCCUCCGUGUCGCGUUCCCAAGACGUCAAACUCAAGGACAUGGUGGCUGAAGACUUUUUGGUGCAAGCCCUGUACGACUUCACGCCCCAGGAGGUGGGCGAGUUGGAGUUCAAGCGCGGCGACGUCAUAACCGUGACGGACCGCACCGACCAGCACUGGUGGCACGGCGAGAUCGGCCAUCGCAAAGGACUGUUCCCGGCCACCUACGUCACACCGUAUCACUCGUAA